Molecule: messenger RNA, 654 nt
Organism: Moesziomyces aphidis
Lineage: Eukaryota; Fungi; Basidiomycota; Ustilaginomycetes; Ustilaginales; Ustilaginaceae
Source: the annotation of a GenBank genome assembly
AUGGCGACGGCACAGGCAGCAGCGGCGACACGCACGCACCUUACGCUCAAGGGAUCCACGGCGCUCGUGCACGAGUUCUUCAACUACUCGGUGCAGUCCAUCCUGUACCAGCGCAACAUUUAUGCGCCGGACGACUUCAAGACGGUGAAAAAGUACGGCCUGCAAAUGCUUGUCACCACCGAUGACGGACUGGCAGAGUACCUCGAUACAGCCAUGGCGCAACUCAAAGUGUGGUUGGAGAGGGGCGAUGUUACGCGGUUGGUGGUGGUGAUUGUCGAAAAGGACUCGGGGGAGACGAGGGAGCGAUGGCAGUUCGACGUCGAAGUCAUCAAUCAACCCAUCCCCGAAUCGAACGAGGGAGAAAAGGGUGUGGGGGUAAAGAAGACGGACGCUCAGGUGAGGGCGGAAAUCGCCGCGCUGAUCAAACAAAUCACCGCCAGCUGCACCUUUCUACCCGUGCUCGACGAGCCAUGUGCAUUUCAAAUCCUCGCCUACACAAACAAGGACACCGAAGCACCCGCCGACUGGAUCGACUCGGACGCCCGCUUGAUAGCAGAGGGCCAGGCCGAACAAGUCCGCCUACGCAGCUUCAGCACCCACGUCCACCGUGUAGACGCAAUGGUCGCCUACCGCAGAGAAGAAGAUGACGAUUAA